AUAUAAAGAGAGGUGUCAAAAUCAUAUGUUUGCUUGUAGGCAAUAUAAAAACAAAAACGCGUGUUCAUUUCCAAGUGGAAUUUCAUUUGGUUUCCAGUUUUGACAUCUUUCCAAAUUCGUCCUCCGUGACUUUAAUAUUUCAAAGAACUGCCUCAUAAUGGGUAUGGUACAGAAACGUAAAAAGAUGCACUCCGGUGAUACGCAUCUGCGUCGCCGUUGGCGUGUACGCAGUCGACGACGUGAUCUCGACCAAAUCGACGAUGACUUGCGCACAAAAUCAGCGGAGCUUAUCAAUCAAGCGGUGAAUCUCGAUGAACCAGGUUUUGCACAAUUCUACUGCGUACACUGCGCCAAGUACUUCAUAGAUGACCAUGCAAUGCAAGCACACUUUCGCACCAAAGUGCAUAAGCGGCGUAUGAAGGCAUUGGAACUGGAGCCGUACACGGAGGAGGAAGCCGAGCGUGCAGCUGGUCAAGGCUGUUAUAAAGCACCGAAAAAACGAGUAAUAAAGACGCAACCUACAAAAGAGGAAGUGAAAAAGGGCAAGCGCAUCCAGCUAGAAAAAGAAAGGGAGGAUGUUGAGACACCCAAAUCUAAAAGAAAGGUGGCAAAAAUGCAAUUAUAAGUGAAUAUUUUCAUUGUUUCGUUUAUAAGCAUUUGCAUACGUACAUGAAGGCAUGAAGCAUGGAUAUGUAGCAAAGCCAGAGAUAUGUUUAAAGGUGAUAUGGAUAAAAUAAAUAAUUAGAAUAAGAUUUCAAA
Molecule: messenger RNA, 759 nt
Organism: Anastrepha ludens (Mexican fruit fly)
Lineage: Eukaryota; Metazoa; Arthropoda; Insecta; Diptera; Tephritidae
Product: zinc finger protein 593 homolog
Exons: 2
Coding region: 158-625 (155 amino acids)
Molecular function (GO): zinc ion binding; nucleic acid binding
Source: RefSeq, a predicted model, not a curated record